AUGGAGCAGAGAACAUUGCUUGCAUUGAUGGUCUUUUCCUCACUCAUAGUGUUAGCAGAAACUAAUGAUCAGAAGCCUGCUGUUGAAAUAUACAGCCUCCAUGUGGACUGCAAGGUCACAUCACGAUUUGCUCACACUGUCAUCACCAGCAGAAUUGUCAACCGAGCCAAUGAGUCCCGAGAGGCCACCUUUGAAGUGGAGUUACCCAAGACAGCCUUCAUCACCAACUUCUCCAUGUCCAUUGAUGGUGAAGUAUACCCAGGAAUAAUAAAGGAGAAAGCUGCUGCUCAAAACGAGUAUGACUCGGCAGUCUCACAAGGACAGAGCGCUGGCCUCGUCAAAAUUACAGACAGAAAGCUGGAGCAGUUCCACGUGUCCGUGAGCAUCGCGGCUGCCAGCAAAGUCACCUUUGAGCUGACCUACGAGGAGCUGCUGAAGCGGCAGCUGGGAAAGUACGAGCUGCUCAUCAAGGUCCGGCCCAAGCAGCUCGUUAAGCACUUCCAGAUCGACGUGCACAUCUUCGAGCCCCAGGGCAUUCACUUCUUGGAGACGGACAGCACAUUCAUGACAAACGAGUUAACUGAGGCACUCACCAAAGAGCAGAACGAAACCAAGGCUCAUAUUUUAUUUAAGCCAACUCUAGAGCAACAGAAGAAAAAUUCUGAACGUGAUGAAACACUCCUCAAUGGUGAUUUUGUUGUGCGUUAUGAUGUUAAGAGAGAAGCCACUGCAGGUGAUAUACAGAUUGUCAAUGGGUAUUUUGUCCAUUACUUUGCACCCCAAGAAAUGCCAGUGUUUCCCAAAAACGUCAUCUUUGUUAUAGACCGAAGUGGUUCCAUGACAGGCAGAAAAAUUGAACAGACAAGGGAUGCCCUUUUGAAGAUUUUGCAGGACCUCCGCCAAGAAGAUCAUUUCAGCUUUAUCACCUUCAACCACAAAGUGGUGGAGUGGAAGAGCUCUUUGCUGCCAGCCACUGAGGAGAACGUGGCCAGUGCUGCAGCACUGGUGCAGACUCUCACUGCCAGGGGAGGCACAGACAUCAAUGGUGCCCUGCUGGCUGCCGUGGGCGUGCUGGACAGAGCCGAGGCACUGCCAGAGCACAGCGUCUCCAUGAUUAUCUUGCUGACAGAUGGCCAGCCCACUUCUGGUGAGAGAAAUGUGGAAGUAAUUCAAGAAAACGUUCAGAGAGCAAUCAAUGGGAAUUAUGCUCUUUUCUGCCUUGGCUUUGGGUUUGAUGUCAGUUAUAAAUUCCUGGAGAAAAUGGCCCUGAGCAAUGGGGGAAUAGCACGGCGUAUCUACGAAAAUGCUGAUGCAGCCCUGCAGCUCCAGGGCUUUUAUCAAGAAGUGGCUACCCCAAUCUUAAUGCAAAUUGAAAUGCAGUAUCCAGAAAAUUCCAUUGAAGGAUUAACCAAGAACAAUUUCAAGCUGUUUUUUGAAGGAUCUGAAAUUGUAGUGUCUGGAAAAAUUAGCAAUGAACUGGAUCUUUUGCCAGUGGAAAUUAAAGCUCAGUCACACACGAGUAACUUGACUCUUAAGGAAGAAGCAAAUGUCAAAGAGAAGGAGCAAGUGUUCCAAAAUCAAAGAUACAUCUUUGGGAAUUUCAUAGAGAGACUGUGGGCUUACUUGACCAUUCAGCAGCUUCUGGAAAAAGCUAUUUCAGCCCAAGAAGAGGACCAGAAGGCCCUGGAGGCCCAAGCCUUGGAUCUGUCCCUGCGGUACAGCUUUGUCACACCACUCACUUCCAUGGUGGUCACCAAACCCCAGCAGCAGGAGGAGCUGGCAAACAAACCCACUGAGGCUGAUAAUGAGAAGCCCAGGAAACUUCCAGCAGGAGCAUCUCUCCAAAGACUCCACUCAAGAAUGUCUGGGGAGGAUGAUUCAGCCAGUGAACAUCCACAACUUCUCUUGCAAUUACCCAGACAAAACGAAAGAAUCUGCUUAAAUAUUGAUGAGAGAGCACAAACCUCUGUCCCCCUGCUGUCAGAUCCAGAGCAAGGACUCACUGUGACGGGGAAACUUGGAGAUGGAAUAAAUCACUUUGUGCAGUUUGAUAUCAGCUAUGUGAAUCCCCCUGUGCAAAUCCAUGUCUACACUCAUGCAAUCCUUGUAAGCCACAAUAACAACAACAAUUGGCUGUCAUGGACAACAUCAACCUCCUCCGCCAUCCAGGGGCUGACAGUGUCAGUUGAAAAGGAAAAGAGUGUUACAGCAUCGCUGCCUGAUACGGUCACAGUAAAAAUUUCCUUGGUCAGGUUUCCAGAAGAUUUCCUUGGGCUCUAUUUCUUGAACACCGACCGUUUUUCAGACAAAGUCACUGGAGUUCUGGGUCAAUUUUAUUCAAAAGCACAAUUUGGGAGUAACUUCAACAAUGAUCAGAGAGCUAUGGAAAGACUCCUGAGAGUGUCUGGAUCUGAGCACAAAGUUUCCAGGUUGUACAAGAAAGAUUACAGGCUUGAGUCAGCCAGUGAACCUGUUUCCUGCUGGUCAAUAGAGCUAACUCCCUAG
Molecule: messenger RNA, 2505 nt
Organism: Melozone crissalis (California towhee)
Lineage: Eukaryota; Metazoa; Chordata; Aves; Passeriformes; Passerellidae
Gene: ITIH4
Product: inter-alpha-trypsin inhibitor heavy chain 4
Exons: 20
Coding region: 1-2505 (834 amino acids)
Biological process (GO): hyaluronan metabolic process
Molecular function (GO): serine-type endopeptidase inhibitor activity
Source: RefSeq, a predicted model, not a curated record